AUGUUCAAAGAAGAAGCACUGGCCUACUUGUUCACCCUUGAGACACAGAAACGGUACCUUGGUGGUCCUAGACUUGCCCAAGGGUUGACUGGUGUAGCCAGGACGGUGAUCCGAAAGAAGUUGGCUGUAGACCCACCAUGGCUGGCUCAUCCGAGGGGGGCCUACGACCUGAUAGAGCACUUAGAGCAGUCAUUGGGACAGCCGACAUUGAUACAGGCAGCUCAGCAUAUCCAGAAGUUCUUUUACCAGUUGAAGCGAAAGCGCAAUGAAACCAUGACUCAGUGGACUAGUCGCCACAGUGAAGCACUGUGGGAUGCAUCUCGGGCCUUGCAGCGUGUGAACUCUGAACAUGGCAGUGGAACCACUGCUGGGGGAAGCUCAAAGCACACGGGCAAGACCUAUAGUGAUGCCAGUUGGGGCCGACGAAGCCAUGGGUCAUCGACUGCAGCCCGUCGAGAUGAUGAUUCGAGGACUGGAGAUCGUGAUGGGGGACCAUUCGAUGAGAAUGGCAGAAUGCGUGAUGAUGGAGAGGCCUCUGAGGUACCGCCUGAUCCCGACUAUGAGCCCGAAGCCUAUGCGGCCUUCAUGGAUGAGCAGACAGUGAUUGACUCUGCCUUGGAGGCCAUCAAAGAAAAGAAAAGAACCUUGCAGGAAGCCAGGUGGCGACAACAGCAGGUCCGCAGUGGCCGGAAAUUCUAUGCACCACCGGCGAACAAAGGCGGUGGCAAAGGGCACUUCAGACAUGGAGAUCGAGAUCAAGGACCCCAGAAGUGCUUGAAAUGUGGGGGACCACAUCAAACUGCCAACUGCCAGGUGCAGAGAAAGCCCCAGGCCAACGUGACAGAGGAGGCGGAAGUGGCCUUCCAGGCACAACAUGACUCGUUGUCGUGUGAGCAAGCGCAAGUGUCAGCUGAGGACCUGGCAGAUCUUCGUCGCGAGAUGAUGGAGCCGCACUCCGACAGUUCUUUCGUCAAGGUGAAACCGUCCGAUUCCGAGCAGGAGUUGGAGAGGGUGAAGGCCGAGUUGGAGCAGUUGAAAUCGGAGAACGCCCAGUUGACUCGUCAGGCGGAGCGCAGCAAGUCCCGCAAGGAGAUGUGA
This is a messenger RNA of Durusdinium trenchii, 1098 nucleotides long. The record is from the annotation of a GenBank genome assembly. NCBI's taxonomy places the organism in Eukaryota, Dinophyceae, Suessiales, Symbiodiniaceae.